Messenger RNA from Mesorhabditis spiculigera, 1642 nucleotides. The record is from the annotation of a GenBank genome assembly. Lineage: Eukaryota; Metazoa; Nematoda; Chromadorea; Rhabditida; Rhabditidae.
UCCAAACGCACAGGGCGCCAAUUUAUCAGAUGCAGGAUUUGUGCUCCUGACAAUAAAGGAUCAGCUUCUUGCCAACGAUUCAAGGGCUGCCUACUUCCUCCAAGAAUUCGUCAGUCGACCAAUCAACGGCGUCGAUUUGUUACUCAAAAUCGUUGUGCCCGCUGCCUGGAGAACAAUUCUCGAACAACCCUCCGGCCUAGAAGUUAUUUUAUAUUCCGUUAAUAGCCCGCAGCUCGACUCGAAAUGUUAUGCAUUGGAGAUCGUGCUGCUCCUCCUGGAUCAACCCCAGGGUUUUAUCGUGCUCUUUCGGGCGCUGUCUGUGAUUUCAGCGCGUACGAGGGACUACGUCAGGCUACAGAUUUUUGUCAGCCAGCUGAAGCAUGGAUUACAUACGCAGAAGCUGCAUAUACAGAUCCUAGUCUGCCGCCUCUUCAACAAGCUCCUCUCCCGGUCCCCAACCCCGAAUCACCGGAUGUUGGCUCAAAUUGAGGCUACCCUGGCCCAGUUCUCGGCCGAAUACGUUGAAAAGCUCGUGUUGGAAGUGACAAGCCCACUUGGCGGGAUGGAUACCUUGAUGGAGGAGUUGGCACUGUGGAGAUCGCAGCUCAUCCCGAUUUCUCUCACACCAACUCGAUUUGCACACCAGGAUACCUUGACGAGCGCGAACUCGACGAGUAUUUAUGGCUACAACUACUCCGAGACAGAGUCCGAUACCUCCAGAUCAGACCGAGGGAAGAGGAGAAGUGUCUUCCAAGCUAAUAAAUUCCCGAGCCAAGCAGCCGUCGCCAAAAACGUAGAAAGAGCCAGACAAAAGCGACAAGGCCCCGGAUCAGGAGGUCGAGCUGCCAACGGUCCGACCGUUGACCAUCAACGCUUCUACCCCAAUCGAUCAGCCCUGACAUUAAAUAAUCGGGAUUGGGAAAGUAGGGAUGAUGAAUAUGGAGAUUACCACACGACCACUCGACCGGAACGAGUGAUUUCACCGGGAUGGAAGCCGGAGGCAACAACACUCUCCGUGGCCUCAAACGAGUGGAUCCACUCGCUUCUGAAUACCACCCAAUCGAGAACCAGGAUAGCCAGGGACGAGCGGAUUAUUGAUAUCCAGAGGCCGGGAUCGGCAGCCGCGCAUACAAGGAGCUUACAGAGGCCCUUCUCCCCGCAACGAGCCCGUUUCGCGGACCCUCCCACUAUAGACACCACGCAUGAGACGACACAACCACACGCUGGAUUUUCGUACUUAUUCCCGUCGCAGCCAGUGGUGUCCCAGGUCCCGAAGCGAGGCACGACACCGGAGCCAUAUUCAAAUCAAAUGAGUCCGAUAAACGGAACGUUACGCCCACCUUCCUCGGCCUAUUCUGGGACUACAAUGAGUCCGAAACCGUCCGAGACUCCAAAGUACAUCACCGAGAUGAGGGACGGCCAAGUGGUCUACAUCCCGAUAACACUGGAGAAUGAGCGGAGACCGUUGAGCAGAUUCAGCCGAGAGCCCGACUACGACACUUCGACCGGUGGCUCCCGUUCCCGUAUGCGCAGCCCAUCGCUUGGCGGUGAAGAUGUCCGAGAUGCUCUGUCCCAAUUUGACUACCUAAAUGACUAUGAUGCGGCGAGCCUCCGAGGUAAAACAACAGCCACCUACCAUUUC